AUGGCUGUCUCGACUCCCACCGUACCCCGGUUUCCUCGGUUCGAUCCGCCCAUCGAUUCCCGCUCGCCUUCCAGAUCCCCUCGCCGGAAAGCUCAAUUCGCUAUCAAGGAGCUUGACCCGUUGCUGGGGAACCUCUCCCCAGACUCUACCCUGAAGGCUCUCCAAGCGACCGAGAUAAUACCCGGUGGGCCGGCUCAGGAUGCACUGGCCUCGAGCAUUGGAGAUGCCACUCCUGCGGAACGAGAAAUAGGCAUAAGAGCGGCAUUUGCUGCACAGAAGAUCCGCGAAUGGCGAAAUGAACUGUCACAAUGGAGUUGGCCGGGAAAACGAGAGCGCACUCUGGGCUUGGGUUUUAUUCCGCCCCGAGAGGCCAGGCAGGCGGACACUGAAUAUCGUGGGUAUCUGCCUCAGUCGUUGGCCGAGCAAUACGAUGCAAGACUUGAGGAAAUUAGAGACAAUCUCGAUAGUCUGGGCAUGGAAGAUAUCAAAGACCAUGUACUAGAGGCACACGUUCCGUCUGCAUCAUCACCAGCAUCGCCCAGGUUCCCGUCCGUUCGUACGAGCUAUGGCAGGAUGCGCGACUUCACCGCCUUGAUUACGGCUACGGUCAUUCAGGCACUUCCCGACCUUGCGAAGUUGAACGCCUUGCUUGAUACAUGGGACAUACGUUUGAGGGUGCUGCGAGCCCUUCCUACUUUCCUUCCAGCUAUGCAGUCAACUGAACUUGCCAUUGAGGCGGCAUUCAAGGAGGUCAGGGAUGUGGAAUUGGCGCAGCAAGUCACGGCAGAGACUUUGGAGUCCAGGAAAUUGGUACUAGGCGGACGAGUCUCUGAUUUGGGACGAUGGAUCGACCGUCUCUUGGAUAUGCUUGAAGGACAGGAAGAUUCGUUGCCCCAAAGCUGGAUCGACAAGUUGGAGAAGAUUGAGCUUGAUUAUGCGACGUGGGUGGUCGACGCGCAGCAUCUGGUCUUGCAGAACGAACUGUUGGCCAAAAAAGUUGAAGCUUCCGGAGAUGUGACCUUGCCCACGAGCCAAGAUUUCGAAGGACCCGGCCCUGGAGAAGCCGACCAUGAAAAGGAGGUCGUACCAGAGCCACAGAUAUCCCACUUGCCAGGUCCAUUUGACGGUCACAGUAAGACACCGGACUCGCCCAUUACAACCCAUGUCGCUUCUCGUCCGAAACAAAAGCCAUCCCUCAAGCUCGACUUGCCUGAUCAGAAGGGCCACAAGCGAGAAAUAUCCAAGGUGUCGAUCGCGGACUCUACGUAUUCGACCUUCUCAGACAUAUCUAAUGCCGAGAUCAUGGAUGCCCGAACCACCAGCGUGCUCCCCAGUCCGAAAAUUAGCCUGGUGGAAAAUCCUUUUCGGACCAGUCGAGAUGAGCUCACAUGGUUUGGGAAUCCAUCUGCCGCCCAGCAACAGAUGGCGACUAGGCCACCUGUCUUGCAGCGAGCUUCUACCGCCUCCAUAGAAGUUGUUCCAAAAGAUCAGCUCAGGGAGGUCAUGUUGAGACGUACCGUCAGCUGGGACAUGCUCUCUCAAAUUCCGUCAAGCCCCGAAAGUACUCCGACAAAAGCGUUGAGACAGCUAACAGGAUCUGCUUCUCCUGGGCCGAAGAUACCAAUGCCCGAGCUGGAGGCUGAUUUUCCCUCUCAGUCCUCUCCAGUUCGAUCAGCCGAUACGAGUCCUUUGGCGACGCCUUCAUUGCAAGUCGAGCCUCUCCAUAUUCAGAGCAAGGAUCAACAUCCAGAUACUCAGCUUCUGCCGUCUCUCCCCCGAAGGUCGAGCAAGAGAGCCGCUGUCAGCGGCUAUGCUCUAUCUUCUCCUCGUGAGCUUCUGGCAACCCAAUCGACCACACCCCAAGAGAGUGAUCAAAAAGCUCACACCCAAAAGGUGUCGAAACAAUCUCCUGAGGCAUCAUCACCUAAAACGCCUCGGACCGCUGAAUCGCUGGACGAUAAAAUACAAGACAUACUCACUACGCUGCCAACCAGGAUCCGGCUGGCCAAGGACACGGCAUCAUUGAACUCUGUCCAGCCCUCUUCAAAAUCUUCUACACGUUCUUCCACCCCGACCCCUUCUCUGACCUUGACACCAGCCAAACUAGAGCCUUCAAGCCGCCAAAGCAGCACCACAGACCCCGACGUCAGUGUGUAUCAUCUGCGGCGCACUGGCCAACACCGAGAUGUUCCUCCUGUGAGGCUAUUUGUCCGGACAGUUGGAGAAGGCGGUCGUGUGAUGGUGCGCGUUGGUGGAGGCUGGGCUGAUCUGGGCGAAUAUCUAAAAGAAUACAGCUUGCAUCAUGGGGGUAGGGCUGCCGUUGACGGCCGCCUGGAGGUAGCCAGCUUCCCAAGCAGCGGCCAGAAGGAUUCGGCACUUACUACCAGUGGGGCUGGCGCAUCAGCAGGUCAAGUUCGACGCAAGACGAAUUCUCCUUCGGCCAUUCAAACAACUUUCGGCCACACUUCCUCACCUGAUCCAGCCAACCCAGGCAGGCGAACAUCAUCAAGGCCCCGUUCUCCUGAACUUAGCCGAAAAUCCCCAAGGACAGCUGAAAGUUGGACUCCACCGCCGGUACCACCCAUCCCAUCCACAUUCAACACGCCUUCUUCUGCCGUAAAAGCUGCCACCGAAGCGGGUCGUGGCACUGCCACCAGCGGUGAGGUCCAGGAGAAAGGUUCGACCACUGUCAAGUCACCGCAGCCGUCAGAUUCUGGUGGGUGGCCAGCUAGUGUACGGUCAUCCGUCACCACCAGCAGCUCCGGCGUGACUACUACGACGGUCAUGACGCCUCCAAUCACAACCACGAAUUAUACGCCUCUGGGUGCUGCCGGACCGAAACCGACUGGACGCCGAGUAGCCAGUAUUGGAGCAAGCAAUGAUGCUUGGGUUGAGGGCAUGGUGGGCAAAGCCCGAGUCGUUAGCGGGGGGAGUUCCAAUAUGGUACAUGGGCCAACCACCACAACCACCACAAGUACUACCACUACAAUUACUUCGAGCACCCCUACGACACGCCGUGCGUCUUACUUUGGCUCGAGUCCUAGCUCCAAUUCCAGCCCUGUGACCGUCUCCUCGAGCCCCAGCGUUUCAUCUGCGGCUAGCGAUGCCAAGAGCCGACGUGCGAGUCUGGCCAUGAGGCCUAAAAGCCGCUUGAGCUUGGGUGACAUGAGUGGCAUUAGGCGAGUCUUCUUGCGGAAGAAGUCAGACCAAGCUGUGCGAUAA
This is a messenger RNA of Exophiala dermatitidis NIH/UT8656, 3222 nucleotides long. RefSeq lists its product as uncharacterized. NCBI's taxonomy places the organism in Eukaryota, Fungi, Ascomycota, Eurotiomycetes, Chaetothyriales, Herpotrichiellaceae. Gene Ontology annotation, molecular function: microtubule binding. Bases 1 to 3222 code for a protein of 1073 amino acids. The record is from RefSeq and is a predicted model, not a curated record. The transcript has a single exon.